GCUGCAGACAAGUGUAAGGGGCAUGUUCAGCAAUGGCUGCAGACUGCUGUGUGUGCUGCUCAGGACCCGCCGCUCUGCCCGGCCGGGACACAGGCUCCUGACGGCCAUCGCCCUGAGAGUGAAGAGCUGCCAGCCGGCCGCCCGGCACUGGUGGGAGGAGAAGAAUCACGAAGACGGCGUGAAAUGGAAGUUCCUGGACCAUCGAGGGCCGUUCUUUGCGCCUCCAUACGAGCCGCUUCCAGACGACGUGACGUUCUAUUAUGAUGGACAGCCGAUGAAGCUGAGCCCGGCAGCCGAGGAGGUCGCCACCUUCUACGGGAAGAUGCUGGAUCACGAAUACACUACCAAGGAGAUAUUUCAGAACAAUUUCUUCACGGACUGGAGGACUCAAAUGACCAAAGACGAGCGGAAGACUAUAAAGCACCUGGAGAAAUGUGACUUCUCGGAGAUACACAAGUAUUUCUUUGAUAAGAACGAGGCUCGCAAAGCUUUACCCAAAGAGGAGAAGCAGAAAUUGAAGGAAGAGACCAGUAAGAUUCAGGAGGAGUACGGAUUCUGUACCCUGGAUGGACAUCGAGAGAAGAUUGGGAACUUCAAGAUUGAGCCCCCGGGACUCUUCCGAGGCCGCGGUGAUCACCCCAAAAUGGGAAUGUUAAAGCUGAGGAUAAGGCCAGAAGACGUCAUCAUAAACUGCAGCAGGGACUCCAAGGUCCCGGAGCCUCCCCCCGGUCACAGGUGGAAGGAAGUGCGCUUUGACAAUACGGUCACCUGGCUGGCGUCCUGGACGGAGAACAUUCAGGGAUCCAUCAAGUACAUUAUGCUAAACCCAAGCUCCAAACUGAAGGGGGAGAAGGACUGGCAGAAGUACGAGACCGCGCGCCGUCUGAAGAAUGUGGUCGAUCAGAUCCGAUCUCAGUAUCGUCUGGACUGGAAAUCCCGCGAGAUGAAGAAGCGGCAGAGAGCGGUGGCGCUGUACUUUAUUGAUAAGCUGGCUCUCAGGGCGGGCAAUGAGAAGGAGGAGGGCGAGACGGCGGACACGGUGGGCUGCUGCUCCCUGAGGGUGGAGCACAUCAAGCUGUUUCCGGAGCUGGACGGCCAGCAGUAUGUGGUGGAGUUCGACUUCUUGGGAAAAGAUUCAAUCCGAUAUUACAACAAGGUCCCUGUGGAGAAGGAGGUCUUCAAGAACCUAAAGCUGUUCUUGGAGAAUAAGAACCCGGAUGACGACCUGUUUGACCGGCUGAAUACCAGCAUCGUUAACAAGCACCUCCAGGACCUGAUGGACGGACUCACUGCCAAAGUGUUCAGGACCUACAACGCCUCAAUCACGCUGCAGAACCAGCUGAAGGAGCUCACCAAUGAGGAUGACAGCGUACCAGCAAAGAUUCUCUCUUAUAACCGUGCAAAUCGCGCUGUAGCACUUCUGUGUAACCACCAGAGGGCGCCACCGAAAACAUUCGAAAAAUCAAUGCAAAAUCUUCAAGCAAAGAUUGAUGCGAAGGAACAGCAGCUAAAAGAUGCCAAGAAGGAGCUGAAAAAGGCAAAUGCUGACUACAAAGCUCACAAGAAUGACCGGACCAAGAAGGAGAUGGAGAAAAAGAAGAAGCAGUGCGAGAGGCUGGAGGAGCAGCUCAUGAAACUGAAGCUUCAGGCCACAGACAAGGAAGAAAACAAGCAAAUUGCUCUGGGCACGUCUAAGCUGAACUAUCUGGACCCCAGGAUAACUGUGGCCUGGUGUAAGAAGUAUGGCGUACCCAUCGAGAAGAUUUACAACAAGACGCAGAGAGAUAAGUUUGCCUGGGCCAUUGACAUGACCAACGAAGACUUUGAGUUUUAAGGUCACCCCGUACU
Molecule: messenger RNA, 1848 nt
Organism: Bufo bufo (common toad)
Lineage: Eukaryota; Metazoa; Chordata; Amphibia; Anura; Bufonidae
Gene: TOP1MT
Product: DNA topoisomerase I mitochondrial
Exons: 14
Coding region: 23-1834 (603 amino acids)
Biological process (GO): DNA topological change; DNA replication; chromosome segregation
Cellular component (GO): nucleolus; chromosome
Molecular function (GO): DNA binding; DNA topoisomerase type I (single strand cut, ATP-independent) activity
Source: RefSeq, a predicted model, not a curated record